This is a messenger RNA of Larimichthys crocea (large yellow croaker), 2000 nucleotides long. It is a transcript of the gene zup1, whose product is annotated as zinc finger containing ubiquitin peptidase 1. Lineage: Eukaryota; Metazoa; Chordata; Actinopteri; Sciaenidae. The record is from RefSeq and is a predicted model, not a curated record. The transcript is spliced from 12 exons. Gene Ontology annotation, molecular function: ubiquitin-like protein peptidase activity. The coding region runs from base 164 to 1894 and encodes 576 amino acids.
AAAGAAAAGAGGAAAGAAGUAAAGUCCAGAAGAGGGCAGUAUAUGCAACUAUAAGGAUGCAGACUGCCGUAAAACACCAAAGAAGAAGAAGAGGCUUCAAAGGUAAAGAAAGGAAAGCAAAACACACACUGUGUGCGACUUCAUGCUAUGACCCGCUGCAGCCAUGCUUACCUGUGAGAUUUGUGGUGAGGAGAACCUGAUGGAGGAGGACAUGAAGACGCAUCUCCUUCUCAGCCACCUGGAAAACGACAUGCACUGCCCGCUCUGCUCUCUCUCUGGAGUGUCCUAUGAUGAACUCUGCUUCCACAUUAGCUCUGCACACCCAGAGACACCGCACAAAGAGCACCAUACACCUGUCAUCACAUCCACCUCAAGCUGCUCCGCUAGAACAAACACUGAGCCCCAAACAGUCGCAAACGUCUUAUCAUCUCAACCCUGCAUGCCCGUGGACAGCUGUGAUACAGCCUCUGUUGUCGCCACACACUCAGUGCAACCUAAACAGAAGAACACAUUUCCUGGAGUAAAACCUGAGCAUAACAAACCCAAACAGAAGAGACUCUCUUCACCAACAGAAGAGAAACUCUUCCCAUGCCCCAUGUGUGCACUGGUCUGCAGCAGCUGUUUCAUCCUGCAGGAGCAUGUUGAGUUGCAUCUGCAGGAACAGAUCUCAGCUGAAGGGUCACCACUGGAGGUGUGUUCACCAGCCACAACAUCACUGUCAGCUCGCAGUCUCUCAGGAGAGAAGAGAUUUGAGUGCCCAUUGUGCUCUGUGGUGUGCAGUGACAGCUUCUCUCUGCAGGAACACGUGGAGCUUCAUUUAGACCAUGCGGGGAGCCCUGGCUCAGACCUGAAGCUGGCCAGACAGCUUCAGCAAGAGGAGGAGCAGAGAAGGAGGCAGGAAGAGGCCCAGCAGGAGAGAGUGGAGUUCAAAAAGCUGCAGAGGCAGUUUGGUCUGGACAGCAGGGGGGGCUACAGCAGACAGAUGGAGAGGACCAUGGAGAGAGCUGUGUCCAGAGGCCUCAUGGCCCCCACAGAGUUUCACUGUAAAAGAGCUGAGAUGAUGGAGUCUCUGGCCUCAGGGGUUGAUGAUGGUAGCACUAGAACACAAGGUGUGCUCAGAGCAUUAUAUGAAUACUACCAGAAUGACUGCAGAGACAGUGUCCAUGUUUGGCUGAGUGCCGACACUGAUCACUACUGCUCCUCAGUGGGGGACAAAGGCUGGGGCUGUGGAUACAGAAACUUCCAGAUGCUCCUCUCCUCUCUACACAGGAUAGACAUGUAUGCUCCCAUCCUCCAAGAGAAGGCAGUGCCUGGCAUCCCUCAGGUGCAGAGGAUGAUGGAGGGGGCUUGGAAAGAAGGAAUUGAUCCACAAGGUGCAUCCCACUUCAACCAGCGCCUGCACGGCACACAAGCCUGGAUUGGAGCCACAGAGAUCUUCAGCCUCCUCACCUGUUUGGGAAUCAGUGCCUGCAUCAAUGACUUCCACCAACCGACAGGCCCAGGUGACACCCACCCUCUUCUGUUUGAGUGGGUGAAGCAGUAUUUCUCUCAGACCAACAAGAGCGGCAGACUGCCACCCAGAAUCAUCCAUACCUCCCUGCCCCCUCUUUACCUGCAACACCAAGGUCAUAGCCGCUCUAUAGUGGGCUUGGAGCAGAAGAAGAAUGGGAGCCUGUGCCUCCUGCUUCUGGAUCCUGGCUCCUCAGUGUCGAACACCAGGAAGCUUCUGAGCAAGGACACUGUCUCCACAGCCAUUCGUCAGGUCAGGAAGUUCCCUGGCAGCCUGAAGCACAAACAAUACCAGGUGGUAGUUGUACGGGGCGUGCUGUCUGCUGAGGAGAGACAGAUUAGCAUCAUGAACUCCAGGACAUUAUGUGCUGAAAAGAUCCCAUGAACAGGAAUACACCUCUUCUCUGUUUGUUUUUACUGUCAAGAAAUAUUUGAUUUGUCACCUCAAGAGCUUUUUAAUGUAGUUAUUUUCUAAUAAAUGUUCAAAUUUA